UGUGGAAUUAGUUAUCAGUUGGUCUUUGGGUCCGUAAGUAUGGUUGUCGCUUUGCUGACCAGACAUUUAAAAUCGUAUAAAACCGUCGUUGGGUUAUUGCGCGCCGACCGGAAAACAGCCUUAUUGUUGAGCGGUUUCCGAUGUGAAGUUGUUUUAAGUUAUUGUACAAGUAAAAAACUACAAGUAGUUCCGUUUAUAUUGGCCGAUAUCGGAGAGGGCAUACGCGAAGUGACCGUUAAGGAAUGGCACGUGAAUGUCGGCGAUCAGGUUGUGGAGUUUGACAACGUGUGCGAGGUGGAAAGCGAUAAAGCCACCGUGACCAUAACUAGCCGAUAUAAGGGUUCGAUUCAGAAAUUACACUAUAAUGUAGGUGAUCUAGCCAAAGUGGGUGAUCCUUUGGUUGAUAUCGAGUUGGAAUCUGAGUUAGGUAUAGCUACGGAAUCAAAAAUUGAACCGGAAAUAGUAGCAACUAAUGUGGAAACUAAUGUUCGAACUCAACCAGCCGUUAUCCAACCUUAUAAUUUUGACAAAGUUUUGACCACUCCAGCUGUGCGUAGAAUAGCAGCCGAAAAAGGUAUAGACUUAAAAACUAUUAAAGGUAGUGGAAAAUAUGGUCGUGUGCUUAAAGAAGACCUUUUGGACGAAACAACAAAAUUGGUACCAAUUACUGGUUACAGAAAAUCUAUGCGCAAUGCAAUGGAUAUAUCUAAUACAAUUCCGUUGUUAGUUAUUACUGACGAAGUUGAUUUGACUAGACUGAUGGAAGUAAAAGCUCAAUUAGCACCUCAUGUAAAGUUAACCAUACUUCCAUUUUUAAUCAAGGCCACAUCGUUGGCACUUACUCUCCAUCCUUACAUGAAUUGUACCCCAACUGCCGAUUUCAACCAUUUGCGAAUGAACACUACACAUAACAUAGGAGUGGCAAUAGAUACACCUUUGGGACUAGUCGUACCCAACAUUAAGGAGGUUCAAUCAUUAUCGAUAAAUGAAAUCUCCGAAAAAUUAAAGGAAUUAAGAAUCAAAGCUAAUGCUGGAAAGUUGAGUCCAACCGAUGUUAACGGAGGAACAUUUACACUGUCAAACAUAGGAGCAAUAACAGGUUCCUCUUUUAAACCUAUGAUAAUGCCACCGGAAGUAGCAUUGGCUGCUUUGGGCCAAGUCAAGUACAGGCCUAGGUACAACGUAAAAGAUGAGCUAGUCAAAACUCCAGUCAUGAGCGUUUCUUGGGCAGCCGAUCAUAGAAUAUUGGAUGGUGCUACAGUCGCCAGAUUUUUUAAUGAUUGGAAAAUUUAUGUCGAAAAUCCUGCAUUAAUAUUAGCCAAUACUCAACUCUCUAAAAAUUAAAAAAGACUAAACGAAAAUAAAGUAAUGAUAAUUUAUAACUAUGUACACAUUUGUAUAAACGAUUUAUUUUAUUUUAUUUUUACGUAAUAAAUAUUUAAACUUAACAGA
Molecule: messenger RNA, 1452 nt
Organism: Daktulosphaira vitifoliae (grape phylloxera)
Lineage: Eukaryota; Metazoa; Arthropoda; Insecta; Hemiptera; Phylloxeridae
Gene: Dbct
Product: lipoamide acyltransferase component of branched-chain alpha-keto acid dehydrogenase complex, mitochondrial
Exons: 1
Coding region: 40-1344 (434 amino acids)
Cellular component (GO): mitochondrion; cytoplasm
Molecular function (GO): acetyltransferase activity; lipoic acid binding
Source: RefSeq, a predicted model, not a curated record